Messenger RNA from Laccaria bicolor S238N-H82, 993 nucleotides. RefSeq lists its product as uncharacterized. The transcript has 5 exons. Lineage: Eukaryota; Fungi; Basidiomycota; Agaricomycetes; Agaricales; Hydnangiaceae. The coding region runs from base 1 to 993 and encodes 330 amino acids. The record is from RefSeq and is a predicted model, not a curated record.
AUGCCAGAAUACAACCCCUACGCGUCAUACAUCCCCUCUCCGACGAUGCAGCAGUCCCAAUCCACAGCUGGCGAUGGCCAUAAGGUGGUCCGUGCGCAUGCACCAGAACCAUACGGCUCAGCCGCGAGCAUGAACUCAGGCUUUGGAGUGUCGAUGGGGUCUCCAGCCGCAUCGUACGCUCGUCUCGUCUCGCCGAUGUACACCGCAAGUCGUCCGUCCUCGUUAGGCAAUCCCUUAUCUCUCCACCCACAUUCCUGCAUACCACUGCCACCACUAUCCCGCUACGGCACCUCAAUCAACCCAUUGCUUGAACGAGGGACGACCCCACCAAUCAAAUACGACAUCCGCUCGCCGCCGUCGUUCGCGACAAGCCGUCGUCACGUCGUCGACGACGACCGAUGGCGGCAUGAGAGGGCAUCAAACCCAAAUCUAGGGUCUCUAACCAUCCGCAUGGCGCUCGUCAGCAAGCCCAUCGUUGUGUUCCCAUCGAGGAUCGACGAUGGGGUCGUCAUUGUGCAAGAUGUGCUUCUAGCCGUGCAUCACGCGCUGCGAGCUAGUGCUUUGGACGAUCAGCAUCGUCGACGACGACAUCGACAAACAGAGUUGUGGAAGCAGGGCGCUCCUAGGUUGUAUCAUCCUUCUGAAGACUACCAGGCCAUCGACGUGGCUGUUGGAUGCUAUGGAUGGGCUGGAUUGACGCAGAGCCCGACGGAGAGCGAUGUUUGGAUCUUGAUGACGACUGCGUGUCCGCAGCCGUCCGCCGUCUCGCAAUCUCGAAGAAAUCUCGGAUGUCCUGCUUUCUCAGUUUAUUUUCGACAACCCAAAACUCAGCUCUCGCGUAAGCAUGAUCAGCUCGUAGGGCAAAAACUUGUGGACGCCACGCCACAAUGGCCGCAGAGAGAAAAAACGUCACUACCCACACUUAUGGGCGUCUGUGAUCCGAGUCUAACGUCUUUCAUCCUGCUGGACAUACUACAGCUUUCGCGACUCUAA